AUGAACGCCCUAGAACACAGGAUAAACGUCGCAGAACCCUUCAAACUCGAUGCUGCCGUUGCAGACACACGCGGAACAACAAAACUCCCUAAGCCGCUCAUCAGUGAUAUACCGACGAAAGAAGCUAGAGAGACUUGGCUGAGCGCAAAAACUCAAGAGGUCGCAUUUUACCGCCUGUGUAUUCCGCAGUGCAGCGCAGCUUCCGGCGACCACAUACAAAUUCGUCUCGUUGCAGAUGAACAUGGCCAACACGUGUAUGGACCAAUUCAACUACUCAAAGUCGAGGUCGGCAAGUUGGAGGUGGCUGAUGGGUUCGAGACUAUUGCGCUACAAAUGGCGCUCCCCAUCGUGGAGCGCUGGAUCCUGCCUCUCGUUCCACUUCCAGGUGGAGACAUGCUGGCGCAUUGGUAUCCAAGUGAGGCUGCAGCCUACGUAGUGACAGCUACAUAUAAAGACAGGAAUGUGUUGGGGUCUCCGUGGACGUUGAAAGUUAAGCCAAACAUUCCCAAUGCGGCCAAGAGCGAAGUGAAGCUCUUGCUAGUAGAGGAGCAUGAAGACGACGUGAUGAGAACGGCCGAAGUGAUUUUGCGCGACCGGGGUCACAACCUGGUGGAGAACCCCAAGGUGGAUGUGAAGACGGUAGGAGCGGUCACGCAUACGCAUACAACCCGCGGAGGACCUGGCCGCCUUUUUGUGCACUUCAUUCUGACCGACCCCAAGGUGGACGUCACUCGACGCGCGCAUUUUUUCACGAGUAAUCAGGAGAUCGUGCAGGGGUCCCCGCUGGACUUGCCGAGUUAUCAGAGUUCACAUUUCGGAGAGGUGGCUGCUUACUUUGCAGAGACGGCUUCCUGUGUGGGGUUGACAGAAUGUCCGUUGAUGAAGUAUGGGCCGCCAUUUCCGGCGAAUGAUGAGUUGCGAAGGGUGUUGGAGCUAGCGCCACCGGGGGCGAUGGCUGGGCCGGACGAGAUCAUGGUGGCAUGUUGGAACCAUGUGAGGCAGUGUCCGUUGGUGAAGCCUUUGCUGGAUGAGUUGCUGGGUGGUGCUGGAGGUGAGAAGGCGAGACGACCGGAACUGAUGAGUUUUUGGAAUGACUGGAAGGUGUCGCAGGCUCGUGCUGCAGAGUGGGCGAGUACACUGGACGGUGAGGCGGCAACGUGGAACGCGAUGUCGUUGCGUUUUGUUGACUUGACGAAACAGACGUUGUUGGGAGUGGUUAAGAGUCUGCCGGUGGAGUUUCGACAGCGCGACUUGGUCGGAUUGCAGACGGAGUUGCGGCAGCGGCGACAGAGGGCAUUGGAGCGUCGUGAUGAGAUGGUGCGUCGGUUGCAGGUGCUGAACAAAGAGGAGCAGGUGCGUGAAGAAAGUCGGCGUUUGCUUGUGGGGUUGAAUAUCAAAGAGCUGAAUGCGAAGGUGGCCGAGUCGGUUGAGGCGCAGAACUUGAUUCAUCGACAUCAUUUUGUGGCGCGUUCGGUGAAUAAACAAAGACUGUUGCAAGAGCGUGGAGAGGACAUGCAACGACGUCUUGAUGCACGUAAAGUGGACCAGUUGAAAAGACUUGCGUUGGGUGCGGAUGAGUUGGAGACGGAGCGUGGUGGACAAGACAUGUUCUCGUUGAAUGUGACGCGCACAAAUAAGUUCAAUGCACGUGAGGUUGCCGAUCGGAUCCUGGAGAACAUGCUUAGCAAAGAUCGCGAUCAAAAACCGGGACGAACUGAACCGCCGCCAGCCGACAGCCUAGCAGUCGACUUUGUCGCUGGAGGCUUCUGGCGACGCGGUGCCGCCCGUGGCCGCGACGACUACGAGGCCGCAUCACUCGACAGCGUGCUAACCGCUCUAGGUCAGGACCUCUUCCACCAAGAGGGGGUGGCUGAGGAGGGGGAGGAAAAGAGGGCGCAGCCUCUCUGGGCCGGCGCAGAGGAGCCCUGUUGGCGCGAGGAAGGCGCUUGGGUCCGAAACGAGACCUCCGACAUACCUGCGCCGCCGAAGAAAAAGGACCUUGCCGCAGUUGAUGACGCCAAGGUACUUAAACUGAAACCGGGUUCGGCCUCCGAGAAGCCCAAGAUCGGACUGACCGGAGACGGAGGCAAGGCCGGAAAGGGAGGCAAGGCCGGAAAGGGAGGCAAGGCCGGAAAGGGAGGCAAGGCCGGAAAGGGAGGCAAUGUCGCAGGCAAGACGGGGGUGCGUGGGGUCGACUCGCCGCCACGGGGGCCGGGGAUGCCGUUGCCGGCCCCUCGAUGGCUGAAUCGCGAGGUGUAUGAGGACUACUUGAGAGUAAGCAGCGAAGCGGGCGGCGGCGGUUGA
Molecule: messenger RNA, 2304 nt
Organism: Gregarina niphandrodes
Lineage: Eukaryota; Apicomplexa; Conoidasida; Eugregarinorida; Gregarinidae
Exons: 5
Coding region: 1-2304 (767 amino acids)
Source: RefSeq, a predicted model, not a curated record